UUGUGUUGCACCGUUCGCGUGAUAUUGUCGGCCGCGACAAGAACGCGUUAUCGGUUAACCGGCCGCGGACGGUAGUUCGCGUGAUGUUAACAUUCGGUUUGGACGUUUCCAACGUGCGGUUACGAUGUCGUGUCUCGCCCGUCGCACCGUCGGCAGACAAACCGGUGAAUAAUUCGCGUGUACGGAGUUAUCGGAAGUUGUCGUUUUAACGGAGAAGGGUACGCCUGCGUAACCGCGUUGAAAAUCUAUGCGUAAGAUUCAGUAACGUUUACGUUAAAGAAGACGCGGGACGGUGAUCGGUUGCCAACCGAACAAGUCGUACGGUUAAUUUUCGAGCGGACGCGUUGUUCAACCACGUGAUUAUAUUCGCGUGAUCACUACGCGUUUGCGGACGGCAAAAUUGUUUUAUUGAUUGUAUUUAUUCGUUUUUUUUUAUUCGUUUAAAACAAUGAUCCGUAAUCUUUUAAUUAAAAUAAUUGAACGAUCGUCGGCUUUACGAGCAUCGCUUAGGAAGUAACGAUUAAAAAGUAUAUUGAACUGGGCUUAAAAGUGUAGCGCAUCUACAUAAACGUUAAAUGUCAAUUCGUCGACAGACUUUCAGCAAUCGACUCCUCAGUAAUAUUUCGUUUGUGUACCUAUUGAAUAGUGUAGACGCGAACGAUAUCUUGCUCUCGAUGCGGACGAUUGUCAACGUCUUGGUGUUGCUGAGCGUAUGUGUCCUGCCGUCAUCGGCACAGGCCAGGUACACGCCCUGCACGAACUCCGACCAAUGUUGCGUCCGUAACAUGUCCAACACUUGGCAACACAAAACCGAACUGUACUGCUCGGGAAUUCAAAGCAUACCGCCGGUUUACGAAACGAUCAACGUACUUACAAUCAAGGAUUCGAGUAUUGAACAUUUUUCUGAAAAAUCGAUUUAUGCAUAUAGAAAUGAUCUUUCAGACAUAAUAUUAAUCAACUUGAAAAACCUCAAAUACUUGGACUCAUCAACUUUCAAACAUUUUAAUAAGUUACAAUCACUGUAUAUAUCACGUGCUAAUGCUUUGAAAGAAUUGCCUUCAGACAUAUUUCGUGGACUUUCAAAAACAUUUUUAGCACUGCGUAUAAGUAAAACCAAUAUUAAAGCCAUACCUGAUCUUUCAGACCUCGGAACAUCAACUGCAAUGCAUAUUAUUGAGUUCGAGGGAAAUCGAUUGGAUACAUUACCGACGAAUGGAAUAAAAACUCGUGCUGGACAGUUGCUAUUGGAAUAUAAUAAUAUACACGUAAUAGAAGAUUGGGCAUUCAAUGGUUCAGAAAUAGCAAAAUUGAGUUUAAAAGGAAACUAUUUAGAUUUUUUGUCAGAACACAGUUUCGAUGGAAUUAAAAACUUACUGACAUUGGAUUUAUCGGAUUCGUCAAUGAAAUUAUUACCAUCAUUUGGGUUAAUGAGUAUUGAAGUACUUCGUAUUGAAAAUACUCCUACCCUGACAGAGAUUCCUUCAGUUUAUUCAUUCGGGAGUUUAAAAGAAGCUCAUCUUACGUAUUCGUUCCACUGUUGUAGUUUUCAGUUUCCAGCCAAACAUGAUAAUUCUAACUAUAAUUUUCAUCAAAAUGAUUUACAACGAACAUCCAGUGAAUGUGAUAAAAUAAAGAAAAAUAAUGUCAUGCAAAAAAAUACAGCAUCACGAGGUUUCCCUAAAAAACAAUCUACCGAAUACGAUAAUAAUAGUGAUGAAGAAUUUUUCGACAAACCGGCCAUAACGACUGGCACUCUUGAUGUUAUGUGUGGCAAUAUAACAAAACUAGCAGCGAAAUCUAAUAUUGAAUGUUGGCCCAAACCAAAUGCUUUGAAUCCGUGUGAAGACAUUAUGGGAUUCUUUUGGCUUCGUAUUUGCGUCUGGAUGGUGGGAAUCUUAGCGUUUUUGGCAAACAUGGUGGUUUUGAUGGUGGUAUUUCGUAGAACAUUAAACUGUUCCGUACCCAGAUUCCUGAUGAGUAAUUUGGCUUUUGCUGACUUUUGUACGGCUAUUUACUUGUUGCUAUUGGCCUACGAAGAUUUGACAUCAAGUGAAAAGUAUUUUAAUUACGCGUACACAUGGCAAAAUGGCGUUGGAUGUAAGAUCGGAGGCUUUUUGACCGUUUUCUCGUCUCAGUUGUCGGUGUUUGCGUUGUGCUUACUAACGAUUGAACGUUGGUAUUCGAUACGGAAAGCGCUAUACACAAAUAAAAUGACAUUCGCCUCGACAGUAAAAAUCAUGGCUUUUGGUUGGGUGUAUUCAAUCGUAAUGGCUACGAUGCCGUUACUGGGCAUAUCGAGUUAUUCGACUACCAGCAUCUGCCUGCCGAUGGACACGGUUCGCGCGAGCGGCGUGUGCUACGUGUUCACGUUGCUGGCGUUCGCGGCCGCCGCGUUCCUGCUGAUGCUGUUCUGCUACGUGCAGAUCUACAUGUCGCUGAGCUACGAGACAAGGCACGCGGUCAAGGGCGAGGCGUCCGUGGCCCGCAAGAUACUGGUGCUGGUCGGCACCAACUUCGUGUGCACCGCGCCCGUGAUAUUCUUCGGCUUCACCGCGCUGCUCGGCUACCCGCUCAUCGAUCUCACCAAGUCCAAAAUGCUGCUGGUCUUCUUCUACCCGAUCAACUCGUGCGCCAACCCGUUCCUGUACACCAUACUCACCAGCAGCUUCAGACGCGACGCCUUCGCCACCAUUUCCAAGUUCGGUGUAUGCUUGGACAACAAGAAAGAAUAUAAAGUGAUCUAUUCAACCCAAACCAACACUCAACGUUCAACGCCGAUGCACAAACCUACGUUGUCAUUGACAUUGCAACAACCGUAGACAGAGAAAAACUAUUCAAUAGAAAACGUUUAAGUAACAGUUAUCUCUAGAGAUAACUGACUAUAUAUUCAUAAAUAUAUUAUAUUAUAAGUUA
Messenger RNA from Sipha flava (yellow sugarcane aphid), 2913 nucleotides. RefSeq names its product lutropin-choriogonadotropic hormone receptor-like. Gene Ontology annotation, molecular function: protein-hormone receptor activity; G protein-coupled receptor activity; protein binding. The transcript has 16 exons. The record is from RefSeq and is a predicted model, not a curated record. The coding region runs from base 576 to 2819 and encodes 747 amino acids. Gene Ontology annotation, cellular component: membrane. Gene Ontology annotation, biological process: G protein-coupled receptor signaling pathway. Lineage: Eukaryota; Metazoa; Arthropoda; Insecta; Hemiptera; Aphididae.